UCAAAACUAUAGAAUUUCUGGAAUUAAACACUUGUUUACCUUUUUAAUUUUUUAGUUCACCGGUUAAAUAAAGUAUUAUAUCAAUCUUAUAUUGUUACUUCUACAAGGCAAUAAUGCCAGCUGCAGCUGCUUAUUCACUUUUAAACAAAAAAGAAAAUGCCCACGAUGAUCCCAUUUAUUGCUGUUUCGUCACGAGUAUUAAGACGAAGGACGAUACCAAAAAUGCCUCAGAAGAAUACUUAGUCACAGGAGGGCUCGAUAGUCUUGUGAAAGUGUGGAGCUACAAAAAUAACAGGCUAGAUAUUCUUCACACCUUAGAGGGCCACUGUAUGGCUGUUGUCUCUGUUGCUGUCAGUCCAGAUGGCCAUAUAAUAGCAUCAGCGUCAUUAGAUUCAACAUUAAUGAUCUGGGAAUUGACAAGCGGUAACAAGAUCAAUGAAAUAAAAACAAAUGCAACGGAUGUUUGGAAUGUGUCAUUUUCACCGGAUGGUACACAUGUUGUGUCUGGCAGUCAAAGCGGCAAGCUUGUUGUAUACAAUAUAGUCACUAACACUGUAGAAAGAGUGUUGGAUUCGAGAGGGAAAUUCGCAUUGACUGUGGCUUGGAGUAUUGAUGGUAAAAGUGUAGCGUGUGGUUCCGUGGAUGGAACCGUGUAUGUUUUCGACGUGUCUCAAGGAAAGCUUUCGCACACAUUUAAUGCACACACACAGACCGUCAGAAGCGUAGACUUUUCGCCCAAUUCCAAGCUAUUGGUCACUGGCUCCAAUGACGGACUUGUCAAAGUUUUUGAUGUUGCGAAUGAAAACCAUCAAAGCAGUUUGAAACUCAAUUCGUGGGUUUUGAGCGUUUGUUUCUCCGGCGACGGCUCGCGGGUCGCCGUCGCGACGGCCGACGGUUGCGUGACCGUCGCCCUGCUGAAGGAACUGAAAGUGUUGAAGACGUUUCAGGAACACAACGAAACAGUAUGCGAUCUCAAGUUUAAUGCAAGCAGUAAUAAAUUAUUUUCAGUGUCGAAAGACAAGUCGAUAAAUAUUUAUGAAUGUCCAAUUCCAACCAAGUGUGAUAAAAAGUAAUAUAUUUAUAAUAAAUGUUUUUAUAAUAAAAAUACGACUUAAUAAAACAUUUAUAAUCUGUGAGAACUUAAUUGUUAAUUAUUUUGUAAUAAAAAUCCUUUAAGUGAU
Messenger RNA from Vanessa atalanta (red admiral), 1181 nucleotides. RefSeq names its product WD repeat-containing protein 61-like. Gene Ontology annotation, molecular function: protein binding. The coding region runs from base 114 to 1073 and encodes 319 amino acids. The transcript has 7 exons. Lineage: Eukaryota; Metazoa; Arthropoda; Insecta; Lepidoptera; Nymphalidae. The record is from RefSeq and is a predicted model, not a curated record. Gene Ontology annotation, cellular component: Cdc73/Paf1 complex.